Messenger RNA from Leptomonas pyrrhocoris, 2977 nucleotides. RefSeq lists its product as hypothetical. The record is from RefSeq and is a predicted model, not a curated record. The transcript has a single exon. The coding region runs from base 1394 to 2977 and encodes 527 amino acids. NCBI's taxonomy places the organism in Eukaryota, Euglenozoa, Kinetoplastea, Trypanosomatida, Trypanosomatidae.
GGGUGAAGUCGAGGAGCCCGGCCGGCGGGAACACACCAAGCUUUUUAAAAAGGAUAUAAGCUCUUGCUAGCAAAACACGGUCAACAGUACAAGCGACCUACUCAUGGCCGCUCAGCUCCUCUAUGGUACUCUCUGACUACCCCCUAGUGCACCACUUCGAGCUGUCCCCUGCGGUUCUGACACACGUGCAAACAAGGCGGCAUUACUUUGUCGGACCCAUCCCUACGGUGUCUGUCGACCACGUCUCCUCGAGAACGGUUUGAGCAGGAAGAAAUCGUAAGCGGACUUGCCGUACCAACCGCAGGUGCGGGCUUAUCGGAGCCGACGGCUGCGUUACGUGCAAUACGCAAGAUUUGGUGAAGACCAUGCCGGAUCGCUCAGGGUGAUGUAACGUGAUCGGCACCUGCUGCGCUGAGUUCCUGUGCAGAGAUCGGAAGAUAGGGAGGUCGCGCUCCCCACCACACAACCGCAGUGUAGUAUUCAAUGGCAGAGCAGAUUGGCUGUUGUCAGUGCACAAACACAAGCAGAAAACAACCUCCUUAGUGUUUCGGAAUGUCGCGUUUCGUGCUGGGGUGCCAGUGCGGAGUUGCACCUUUGUGAAGAAAUGGAGCUCCAGAGUGCGACGUGCCAGGGUAGAUCAGCGGCGUUGCCCGACCCACGAUCUCUCGCGGUAUUCCGCGUUCUCUGCUUUCACCACUCAUCUGACGACCCACUUCGGCAAGCUCCAACUUCUCCUGCUAUCAUCUCUUCAGACGUGGUAUACUCGCCGUCUUUUUUGAGAAGACCGGAAGCGGAACUCUGUUCGCCCUCCUUCUUUUCCGUCUAGUUGCUCGGCUCCGCCCACAGCGCUCGUUGCCUUGCGUGCUUCGUGCGCGAGAAUCCUCUGCUGACUUUAUUGUGCGUUUUUCUUCUGAUGAUUCAUGCUAAAUAUCGGCUACAGAGUUUAGCAGCUGCUACAUUGUGGAUGUAUCCGCGGAGUCAGACGGAAAGACAAAUGAGGUAAUUCCUCAGCAGGCGCUAUUGCGCUGUAGCAGUGGUAAGACUUAACAAGCGAGACAACGGAAGCGGCGACGGUACCGGCCAACACGUGUACGCAAACGUGCAGAAUUGCGUCGCCACAGGUGCGCUGCUGUGAGGCCUUUCAUUUUCUUCUCUGCGGGAACGUUGUUUGCACACAGGGACGCGGUGCCUUUUGCUCUCUGUUACUCUACGGGUAGAGGAGACAAGGCAUUUCUCGUCAUCUACUUUGACCUCUUCUGAUUCUCUCAGAUCGACGACCCGUGCAUUACACAUUUCUUCCAGUAGACGAGUUCACCUCUGAGAACUAUAAGCAAACAUACGCGAUUGCACGCACAGUUUUCCUCACACAAAUUCAAAGCCUCUCUUCACGAAGAUGUCGCUUCAGGGUUACAUUCAGGACUUUAAUGCGUCGCUCGCCUGCGAUUCAACUGGUGACGCUCGCACAGCGCUCGAGCGUCUGCAAAUGUACAACUUUGUUCAGAUAACGAGUUUCAUGCCUCCAGAGCUCAUCACGCGCUGUAUUUGCACACUGAGUGCCAUGAGUCCGCAGAUGAGACUGAACGCGGAGACGCUGGUGAACUACCCUGAAGCUGGAAAGACUUGCGGUAGAGUGGUGGGAAGAGAAAACCAUCUGGCCUACGGAAUCGAAGCGUUGGGGACAAGUGAGACACUUCCUCGACUUAAACUCUCGCUGUGGUGGGCGGAGCGGUGCGGACUGCCGCUGAGUCUUACCGUAGACAACGCAGACAACGACAUGCUGAAGCUUCUCCCGAAUAGUAUGAGGGACCGAGUGGAGGAGCUGAACGUCUACACCUCUUCAGGAGCUGUGUAUGCGCCAAACCGCACACCAGAGAGCGACGGUCAGCGCGGGACCUUUCUCAGUUCACUUUUGACGUUUCCAAACAUAACGAAGUUGUCAAUUUUGUGCCGGGAAGGGUGUGAAACCUCUCGUGAUGUAGCUGACGUGAAUCGCGCGCUACGUGUUGCGGCUCAGAUGACGAUCAGCGAGAUACAAGUUACAGGUUUUAAGCAACUGAGCGACUUCUCCGCGCUGGAGGGAUCGCAGCACCUUCGACACCUGAAAGCCACCCGUUGUGGAAUACGGUCGGUGGCAGAGUUGGUGAGCUGUCCGAUGCUCACCGAUCUCGACGUCUCCAACAAUCGACAUCUGCAGAGUGUUUCCGAUCUCGCAGGCGCACCUCGUCUCACAAUUCUCGUCGCAAAGAAUUGCAAUUUACAAAACCUAGAUGGUCUUGACAGCUUUCCCAACCUCCUCAAACUUGACGUGUCAGGCAACGACUCUGUAGAAAGUCUUCACGGCCUUGCUGGCGCGGAGAGUCUCGAGGAACUUGCAGUCAACCACUGCAAGCGACUGUGCAAUGUUGACGGUCUCAACAGCUGCCAACAACUCGGCGAGGUCGACGUCUCCUACAACGAGAUCUUGGAAGACGUGAGCGGCCUUGCUGGUGCACCAUCCCUUCGGAUUCUCAAUGCGAAGGGGUGUCGGCUGCGCAAUGUCGCUGGGCUCAACGGGUGCCCACUACUCAGCGAGAUCUAUAUCUCCGACAAUGUCUCUUUGGAAGACCUGAGCGGCCUUGGUGGGGCACCUUCCCUUCGCGUUAUCAAAGCGAGCGAGUGUGUGAUAAGCUGCAUAGAUGGCCUUAACAGGUGCCCACUACUCAGCGAGAUCGAUAUCUCCCUCAACGACGUCUUGAAAAACCUGAGCGGCCUUGCUGGUGCACCAGCACUUCGGAUCAUCAAAGCGAGUGAAUGUGGUCUGCGCAGCGUAGGUGAUCUCUACCGCUGCCCACGACUCGCUGAGCUCGAUGUGAGUCUGAACAGGCACCUAGUGAAUGUGGAUGACCUUGCUCUAUCCCCCAGUUUAAGGCGUUUAACACUAUAUGGUACAAACUGUACGCGCGCUCGUUUUCUGAAUUCCUCCAUCGUGCUCCAGUGA